CCAGCAGACCUUUCAAUGGAUGGAGGCCCGAUUGGCUGCCAUGCUCGGGGGUGUCAGAAGACAGCUCGCACUAAUGUUCAAGUUCUCCAAAAGUGAGGGUGAGCUGAUCUUUAGGCUGCCACUUCCUGUGGGCCCGUGGCUGAAGGUGAAGGAAGCAGGUGUGACUGAAGUUCUUCUGGAGGAGUUUUUCCUGAAGCCUCUACUGGCCUUGAACUCUCUGAGUCCUACAGCAGAGCUCUACCGGCUGAAGAGGAAGAUAAUGGACAGUCCCGUCAACUAUCAGGCAUUUCUAGUGGCAGAUGUCUAUUUGGUGUCAUUUGAUGGACAUUUGUUCAAACUCCCAGCAUCCUGUGACUUCAUCCUAGCAGCUGAUGUCAUCAAGCAAACCUUCAGCAUUGCACUCAAAUCUGUCAGGUUCAAACGUCGCUCGCUUGAGGUGCAAAUGCAAAACACGAUGAUUGCAAUUCACCCAAAUGGAGAGGUGGAAAUUAAUUGCCAAGUAACGCACAUACCAUACACUAACCACGAAGUGGUUAUCAGAAAGGAGGGGAACAUCAUUGAGGUGUCCAAUGAGAGAGGACUUCGGGUCUCAUGUGAUCAUCAUCUAGAGGUUUGCAGUGCGAUCCUAGAGGGAUGGCUUCACGGUGUGUCCACUGGUCUUUUAGGAACCAAUGAUAACGAGGCAGCUAACGAGCUUCUUCUGCCAGAUGGCUCUCACACACACAGCGUGCUUCAGUUCACUCACAGCUGGCAGGUUGAUUCGGAGUGUUCCUGCAGGAAAGCUGAAAUCUGCCAGAAUGGCACUGCCGACUCCCUGUCGUGCACAUUUCUGUUCUCCUCCACAAAUUCUCCUCUGAGCCCCUGUUUCAGAGUGGUGGACCCUGUGCAGUUCAUGCUGAAGUGUGAAGGAUUGGAGUGCACACGUGACGAGCGUGCAGAUGUUUCCAGACCAGACUUUUGCACACUGGCCUCUGCCUAUAUCCAUCUAUGCCAUAGAAACUAUGUUCCACUGGAGCUGCCAGUGCAGUGCGUGUAAAAGGUGUCCGGUUUACUGCAGAGAUGCUGUGGUUCCAGUCACAGGACAGGACGUGUCAGCUGACCUGUUUGAAAUAUAAACAGGGACAUGUGCAAAAUAAU
Molecule: messenger RNA, 1137 nt
Organism: Rhinichthys klamathensis goyatoka
Lineage: Eukaryota; Metazoa; Chordata; Actinopteri; Cypriniformes; Leuciscidae
Product: apolipophorin-like
Exons: 8
Coding region: 20-1036 (338 amino acids)
Source: RefSeq, a predicted model, not a curated record